UCCACUUCAGUUUAGGAAUGACCAACGUGCAGAGGAACGCAAGAAGACUCGCUCUUUCUCCACUUUGCGCAGCGUCUGCAGCCAAAUGCAGCACAGUCCAGCUCUUCACCAGCUUGUACGUGGACCUUCCUGUUGAUGGGGAAACACUAAACUCCUGUCUUACAAGUUGUAGGGGAGCUUUAGAGAGACGCAUUGAGCAGCGCUGAUGUGAGAUCCAAAUUAAGGAGACAUGUCUGCCGCUCAAGGACUUCUCAACAGCGUCUUCUCCUGCUCCUCUCCUGCCUCCAAAGCCAUAACCAAACGGAGGCUACGCCAAACCCGGAGCCUUGACCCCGCUAUCAUAAGACACUGUGGCACCGGGACUGAAGGAAUAAGUGGCGCAUCGUUUUCUGGAGCGUCGGCUGCGGACGCAACUACGUCUCCAGAGCGCUUAGCUGCGAAACCGGCUUUACGCACCAAGAUUCCGACACUAAAGGAGCCCAUAACACCGUCCCUUUCCUCUCCUUCCAUACCUUUGGAUGUUUCUCCAUCCUCCAACUUCCACUUUGACUAUGAUAUAGUGAAGCGUGCCAAAAGGAAUACCGCCGGGGAUUUACCGUUUCUGGUGAGGGGACCCGGUGCAGCGCAGUCCGGGAGCACCGGCACGCUGUUCUCCCCGCGGAGGUGGCUUCAGAGGAAAGUGCAGCCGUCCAGCUCUCACGCUUACGUUGUGUGGAAAUCAGAGGGUGAUUUCACCUGGAGCAGCCUGUCGGGACGGAGCGUUCGUCUGACGCCAGUUGCCAUCCAGAGCCUGUCGGAGCUGGAGAGGGCCAGGCUGCAGGAAGUGGCCUACACCCGUUUACACCAGGACUAUGACCUGGGAUGUCAGAUAACCAUGCCGAAAGAUGGACAAAAGAGGAAAAAGUCGCUGAGGAGGAAGUUGGACUCUCUUUCAAAAGAGAAGAGCAAAGACAAAGAAUGCAUACCCCAGGCCUUCAGUAUACCGCUCUCCCAGGUCAUUGCUAAUGACAGAACACACAGGCAGCGUCAGGACAGCUAUCGUCAGGACCCUCCACAGCGCGAGGAGCACAAGGACUCCUCCGACCUUGUCUCGUCCAUUUUACAGUUUGCCACCAAGCGGCCGUCCAAUAAGGAGUUAUCCAGCAGUAACUCCUCUUUGAGUUCCACAUCGGAGACAGCCAAUGAGUCAACGUCACCCAACACGCCCGAGGCUGCACCACGAUCACGCAGGAGGGGAGGCAUGUCAGUGGACUCGAUCACAGACCUGGACGACAACCAGUCCCGCCUGCUUGAGGCUCUGCAGCUCUCUCUGCCGGCCGAAACGCCGAGCAAGAAGGAGAAGCACCGGGACAAGAGGCUGAGCCUCAAUCCCAUCUACCGCCAGGUGCCCCGGGUGGUCGACAGCUGCUGUCAGCACAUCGAGAAAAACGGUUUGCAGACCGUGGGCAUCUUUAGAGUGGGAAGCUCCAAGAAGAGAGUCCGACAGCUACGCGAGGAGUUUGAUCGCGGCGUUGAUGUCUCGCUGGAUGAGGAGCACAGCGUUCACGAUGUAGCUGCUCUGCUGAAGGAGUUCCUCAGGGACAUGCCAGACCCGCUCCUCACCAAGGAGCUCUACACGGCCUUCAUUAACACCACAUUGUUGGAUCCAGACGAGCAGCAGAAUGUUACUCAGCUACUGGUCUACCUGCUCCCAGCAUGCAACAGUGAUACGCUCCACCGCCUCCUUGAGUUUCUGUCCACCGUGACUGACCACGCCCAUGACCGGCAGGACAAAGUUGGACAGGAGAUCACAGGGAACAAGAUGACGUCUUUGAACCUGGCCACUAUCUUUGGCCCCAACCUGCUCCACAAGCAGAAGAACUCAGACAAGGAGUUCAGCGUACAGAGCUCAGCCAGGGCCGAGGAGAGCACGGCCGUCAUCGCCGUGCUGCAGAGGAUGAUCGCCAGCUACCAAACCCUCUUCAUGGUGCCUCCUGAUCUGCAAAAUGAGGUUUUGAUGAGUCUAUUAGAGACUGAUCCAGAUGUGGUGGACUAUCUUCUGAGAAGAAAAGCAUCACAGAGUCCCGACCUGUUGCAGACAGAGGAGCCCUUCACCCUGAGCGAGCGCCGUUCCUCCAGCGACUCUAACAAGGCAUCCAGCGGCGAGGUGUCUCCUUAUGACAACAACUCCCCGGUCCUGAGUGAGCGGAGAGGAGAGCCAGGAAGCGGCGGCGAGCAGCUCUUCCGUGUCCCAGAACAGUACACUCUGGUGGGGCAGGUGGCCGGCUGGAGCAGAGAGCCUGGAGCUGACACUUGGGGUGCCAAAGACACUGUAUCAGAGGAGCAUGCUAACAUUUGGGGGACGUGGCACACUACUCUGAAACCAACACUCAAGGACCAACCAUACACAGGUUCCCAUGGGAACAUGUCAGAGGGAAGCUCCCGCAGCUCACAGGAAGGUCUCGACGGACUCCAUGGCGAAGGCAGACAGCAGGCAAAGCUACAUCGGACUCAGACAGCGCCUGGCAUCACCGAGUGCAGACCCCACCCCCCGGUCACCAGAGUGUGUACCACCCCUCAUGUGGAGACGGGACCCCUGCAGCUCAACGUCAGCCCCUCCGUGACGUCACACCUCAACAGCACGCAAGGCCUCCAUCGAGCAAGUGGACACGGACUUAACCCGAUCUCCAGACCUCAAGGCGGGGCGAACACCGCAGAUGGUGGCCCUGCUAUGCUUAACGACAGCCGCUCUCCUCCCCCUUAUAGCGCCCACCAUCGACUGGCUAGUUCGCAAAGUUCACCUCAGCUCGCAACAGCUCAGCGACCCCCUCUGCAGCACGGGAGGCUGAGCGCAGCGCAGAGUAACUCAGCCUCAACGACGGAGGCCCAAAUGGUGCCGCAUAGCCCAGAGUGGCAGGACUGGCAGAGGGAACGGUGGCAGAUCUGGCAACUGCUGUCCUCGGACAAUGCCGACACACUGCCUGAAACGCUGGUGUGAUCUCAGACCAUGAACUCCAGCAGAGUUUCUGCUCUGCUAGCCAACCAAUGGCAUGAUCAUACCCCUCCAAUGACAAUCACUCAUUAUCCCUACCUUCAUUUCACCUGUCAUGUUUUCUCUCAGCCUGCCUUUCAUUCAUUCAUCCACGGAUUUCAUCCUUUCCAUAAACGUUCUGUGCUUCUCCUGCAUCUUAGCGCCAUGGCGUUGUUGUUUACGUGUGCAGCUGCUGCCUUAUACAGACUUUUACAUCCAAGAGCCACUAGUAUUUCUUGUUUAGUAUGGAUGUUUAAGUUGCUUCUGUUCCUAGCCCAUAUGUUUUGUCCAUUAAAAAAAUGCCCACCAGAAAUACCUCAAAAAACUAUCCUUUCACAACUCUUCAGAGUUCAGUCUUCUUAUCUCAAUGGAGAACAAUAGGAAAACAUUUGUUCAUUUAGUUUGUUAUAUUUUCAUGUCAUGUCAUUUUUUUAAAUAACAUUUUCACCAUACAGACACUAAGAUGUGCACAUUAGUAAUUGCUGCUAAAUGUAGAAUUUUUGUGUGUGUACUGGUAAUGUAGUUCAGCCACAUCUAUCUAAAAAGAUCAAAUGUUGAAUUACUUGUCAACGUCAGAUUAUGUUUGACUGUAUAUAUACAAACUGUUAACAAACAUACAUAAACAAUAUAUAUAUGUAUAUUGACAUGUAAAGUAUAUAAUUUGUCAAUCUACUAAAAGUAAGUCAGCCCUUUAAAUGGCAGUCUAAAUGUUGGUGUUUGUCAGACUGCUGUUGUUUGUCUUUAAUAUUGAAUGUAAAAUACUUCAUUUAUGGCAAAAUGCUUCGACCUAAUUAUAAAGCACUCGACUGUAAGUUUGCUUAUAUGUUCUCUUGCCACAAUGUGCCAAAGUCUCUUUUUUACUUCAGGAUAUUUAUCGUACAGUUGUGUUCAUCCAGUUCAUUUCUGAAAGAAACUCGAGCUGAUAUCAACAGUAAUACAUUCGCAUGAAUGACUCUCUGACUGAUCCAUUUUAUUAUGUCUUUCAUUCUAGAUUGAAUAUUCCAUCUGGGUGCAGACUCAUUGCCUGUAUAAGAGGCUUGAUGCAUUUUCUAGGAAUCAUUAAAAUUCACAACAGUUUGAUGAUUGUGCAGUGGUCCAACUGAGGUGCUGGGGGAAAAAAAAAGUUUGCUUAUAUUUUGUCACUUCAAUUCCAAUGUUGUUGCUAAUUCAGGUGGGAAAAAAACGAAACUUUUUGAAUACACCCACCACCAACCUGUCCAAAUCCUCUCAAAUGUCACAGUCAAGUGGGUAUUUGCUGGCAAAUAUUUCACAUUUUCUCAAGUUAUGGUGUAAUAUUUGCUCAUUUGAAGCCACUUCAGCAAUAAAUCUGGAGAUGCACUAUGUAUGAUCUUCUUUUUCUUUGAUUUGCUCAUCACUUGCAUGUGACUUUGAGAAGUCAAUGGAAGAGAGCUGCACAAGUGCAAGAAGUGGAAGGAUUGUGGUAAGGGUUAAGGCGCCAUCUAUUGUCAGACCAUGUGCAUGAGCAUGUUGCUGCAACCCACAGUUCACUGUUACCAUGGGAUCCAUCUGUGCUCAGUUUAGAAUCAGUUAGCUUGUGAUUAUAAGCACCUUUUGUGAAAAUGUGUAAAUCUGUGUGAGGAAAUAAAUAAACGUGCCAUAGGUGUUGCUCUUAAAAGUUGUUUCUCCAUGCAUUGCUCAAGGUUCAUAUUUUGUUGAAUUUUUAUAUUACUUUUUCUGUUGAGUGUUGUAAUAUAUAAAUACAAUAUAACAUUUUUUAUUCAAGGGGGAAAAAAAGAGGAGAGAAUGAUCCUAAUGGUCCUAGCUUUGUCUCCCCAAACCAAGAUCAUGUUUGUCUCGCUGACUUCACUAUGAAACUAAGAGAAACUUAGUGUUAUGGUGUUUAUUGUUGAUAUUUUUGGUGGAGUUUACUGGGUCCAAGUUGUAAUGGAAUGUCUGGUAAUUGCUUUUGUACUGUGUGUCAUCUUCAAUAUGCUACAAUGGAAUUAAAUUUGAUAAAGUUUA
Messenger RNA from Siniperca chuatsi (mandarin fish), 4993 nucleotides. RefSeq names its product rho GTPase-activating protein 6-like. Lineage: Eukaryota; Metazoa; Chordata; Actinopteri; Centrarchiformes; Sinipercidae. The record is from RefSeq and is a predicted model, not a curated record. Bases 230 to 2977 code for a protein of 915 amino acids. The transcript has 14 exons. Gene Ontology annotation, biological process: signal transduction.